Molecule: messenger RNA, 1062 nt
Organism: Dreissena polymorpha
Lineage: Eukaryota; Metazoa; Mollusca; Bivalvia; Myida; Dreissenidae
Exons: 1
Coding region: 1-1062 (353 amino acids)
Biological process (GO): DNA integration
Molecular function (GO): nucleic acid binding
Source: RefSeq, a predicted model, not a curated record
AUGCAGAGAAAGUAUGGAUAUCGAGUGUUCAACUCUCUUCAUAUAAAGAAGAAAUUCAAUGUCUUCGCGACACUGGUGAAACAACUGAAAUUGUUCAUUGAUGAUAGGGGCUUACUGCGAUGUGGAGGACGUAUACAUAAUGCCCCGGUUACAGAGACUGUGAAGUUUCUAUUACCGGAGACUCGACUAGUGGUGACGGACGCUCAUUUAAGAAUUCUACAUUCUGGUCCAAACUCGACACUAACUUUCAUACGUCAGAAAUACUUGAUCCCUGCAAUUAGACGAUGUGUACAGCAGGUGCUUAAGAAAUGCGUGCCAUGUAGAAGAGUUGUAGGCAAGCCAUACUCUGCACCGGAUCCACCACCUUUACCCGCCGUGAGAGUGGAAAAAGCGGACCCAUUCACUGUGACUGGUGUUGACUUUUCCGGAGCGUUACAGGUACGUGGUACAGACGGUCAGGACACGAAGGCAUACAUUUGCCUGUUUACAUGUGCUUCCAUCCGUGCAGUACAUCUGGAGCUGGUACCCGAUUUGUCCACGUUCUUACAAGCCUAUCGCAGAUUCUGUAGUCGACGCUCAGUACCGCGGAUGAUGAUUUCAGACAAUGGAACAACAUUUGUAGGUGCAGCGAACCAAAUUAAGAAUCUUUUCGCGUCAGAGAGAAUCCAUACGGAACUUAGCAGAAGAGGAACAGAGUGGCGCUUCAUCAUCAAACGUGCUCCAUGGUAUGGGGGAUGGUGGGAGCGUUUGAUUGGGGUUACGAAAACGUCUCUCAAGAAAGUGCUAGGACGCUCUUACGUUGACUACCAUACGUUAUCGACUGUGAUCACAGAAAUAGAAGCUGUUAUAAAUGAUCGACCUCUGACCUACAUCAGCACCGCGCAGAGUGACUUGCAGCCGCUGCCCCCUUGCCAUCUUGUUUCCGGUUGCCGAAUCACAGUGCUACCCCACAGCCGUGACGUGGAUUUGGAUCCUCAAAAUAUAAUCACCAGAGAGAACAUUUCCAAACGACCGCGAAUGGAGCAAAAACUCAUCGACGAUUUCCGCUGCAGAUGGAGAUGA